GGGAGCGCCAUGGCCCGCGCACGCCAAGAGGGCAGCUCCCCGGAGCCCGUAGAGGGCCUGGCCCGCGACAGCCCGCGCCCCUUCCCGCUCGGCCGCCUCGUGCCCUCGGCCGUGUCCUGCGGUCUCUGCGAACCCAGCCUGCCCGCCGCCCCAGCCCUGCUGCCCGCCGCCUACCUCUGCGCCCCCGCCGCCCCGCCCGCCGUCACCGCCGCCCUUGGGGGCCCCCGCUGGCCUGGGGGUUCCCGCAGCCGGCCGCGAGGCCCGCGCCCCGACGGUCCUCAGCCCGCGCUCUCGCCGGCGGAACAGCACCUGGAGUCACCCGUGCCCAGCGCCCCGGGGGCCCUGGCGGGAGGUCCCACCCAGGCGGCCCCGGGAGUCCGGGGAGAGGAGGAGCAGUGGGCCCGAGAGAUCGGGGCCCAGCUGCGACGGAUGGCGGACGACCUCAACGCGCUGUACGAGCGGCGGAGACAGGAGGAGCAGCGGCUACACCGCCCCUCGCCCUGGAGGGUCUUGUACAAUCUCAUCAUGGGACUCCUGCCUUUACCCAGAGGCCACGGCGCCCCCGAGAUGGAGCCCAACUAG
This is a messenger RNA of Elephantulus edwardii (Cape elephant shrew), 582 nucleotides long. It is a transcript of the gene BBC3, whose product is annotated as BCL2 binding component 3. The transcript is spliced from 3 exons. The record is from RefSeq and is a predicted model, not a curated record. Gene Ontology annotation, biological process: release of cytochrome c from mitochondria; positive regulation of apoptotic process; positive regulation of release of cytochrome c from mitochondria. Bases 10 to 582 code for a protein of 190 amino acids. Gene Ontology annotation, cellular component: mitochondrion. NCBI's taxonomy places the organism in Eukaryota, Metazoa, Chordata, Mammalia, Macroscelidea, Macroscelididae.